AUGUCCAAUGAUUCUUUGCAGUCUCCUGUUGAUGUCGUCGAUGUUGAUGAGGAGACAAUCUGUGGUGAAGUUGACGUAGACAGGUCCGAUUCAAAACCUCAUCUCAAAUUUCGCAUUCUUCACCUAUUGCCUUGGCUAAGCAUUGGUUCGCUUAUUGUCACAUCUGCAUUCUCCUUUACGCUGUGGGUAAACAUGCCCGUUGCUCAUCUUGCUGUAUACUCUCCGGCAAGGGUUGCUGUCGAGCCUACUGCUAUAAGGUUCGUUGGGACCAUCGAGGCUACCUCUAUCUAUCGUAUCGACGGUGGGCCUCUCGAAAUCCCCACUAUAAUGGCCCUCCUUCCCCAGAAAUCGAUGCCGCUUGGGCCAGGAUUUCUGACGAUGUGCCACCCACCCGGAUUACGAUUGACGACCUACAACUUUCUUCGCAAAGCCGCUUGGCCCGACCAUUACAAGUUAAUAGAUCCCUGGUUCCAGCGGGACCCCUCGUUAGUCCGAAUGCAUCUCGAUGACUGCAUCGAACUGAUCAGGCAGUCUAUCAUGUGUCAUGCCGAGGCCGCCAUAAUCACGUGGGACUGGGUAAAGAACCACAUAAAACCCUACCCUAACUUCAACACCCGUCAUGCAUGUAGGAAAUUUGAGAACGUUUUGGACUGGGCUGUCCAACAUGGUGAUCGAUCCGAAGUUACUCGCAUGGAGGAUACGAUCGACCUCCCUUUGCCUCAUCAGCACAAUAUAUGAUGCGUCCUGCAGCAUGAGAGACAUCACACUAUGAUAAAUUACUUAAUGAUAAUGUUCUUCGAGGCGAAACGUAACGGCUAUAGAUCCUAUGUCAUUCCAUAAUGUGGUGCUUGCCUUACUACCGGAAUCAUGAUAACUAGGGCACUGAUAAUUCGAAAGUGACUUAUCGUCUCCCAAACACAUAAUGCUCGGCUCUUUCACAAGCACAUCGAUGGGGACCCCCCUCUCCUUGCUUGUAGCGUUCGAUUGCAAGACCCGGACAGAUAAAAUAUUAAAGUGAAGCUCUAGAACGGAAAGCUCAAGACACCAUGCCACAACCGAGGACGCAAAGACAAAUGUCAAACACAAUUUUGGGAGAUGGGAAUGUUCAACAAGAGCGCUUCCCCACAUUGUGAGCCAGUUGCUGGCGCUGACGAAGGAAUACAGUCC
Molecule: messenger RNA, 1167 nt
Organism: Suillus bovinus
Lineage: Eukaryota; Fungi; Basidiomycota; Agaricomycetes; Boletales; Suillaceae
Exons: 5
Coding region: 1-738 (245 amino acids)
Biological process (GO): mycotoxin biosynthetic process
Source: RefSeq, a predicted model, not a curated record